UGAAGCGCGAAUUCUGCCCCCUCAUCGAUGUCUGUAAAUAUUUCGACGGGAUUUCUACUUCUGAGUAAAUAUAUAGGCGAAUGAAUUAGUGAUUCAGCGGGCGUGCUCGAAUACGAUGGAUUUUAGGAGAAGAAUAGAGAAAUCAAUGCUGAGCAUUUUAGUUUGGCUGUGGAUAAUCAGUUCUUCUGUAGCUGCUAAAAAACAGCCAUAUGUGCCGGCUAUGUUUGUGUUGGGAGACUCGUUAGCAGACGCAGGGAAUAAUAACUACAUUCCUCAUUGUGAAGUGCGUGCAAAUUACACACCAUAUGGCGUUUCCUUUUUCCCCUCACCAACUGGUCGCUUUACCAAUGGCCGCACCGCUUUUGAUUUCAUAACUACUUACUUGGGUCUCCCCUAUCUUCCUCCAUAUCUGCAACCAAAGGCAGAUUUUAUGAGAGGAAUAAAUUUUGCAUCAGGAGGUAGCGGAUUGCUCGUCUCUACGGGCGCCAGAUUGAACAUUAUCAGUCUGAGUCACCAAGUAGAGGAAUUCGAACACUUUUCUCAUAUGCUAACGAGAACAAACCCAUCUGGACCUGCCCAAGCUAAAUCCUACUUAGGGAAGUCUUUAUAUUGCAUUACAAUCGGAGGCAACGAUAUUGGCGACUACAUUGCCAACACUACUCUUCAAAAUACCACAACUCCUCAACGGUUCGUCAGGAUGUUGCUCGCCAAUUUCGAUCAGUAUAUAACAAGACUUUACAAUAGCGAUGCAAGGAAAUUCCUUGUGUUCGACAUCCCAGCUCUCGGAUGCGCCCCUAAUAUCAGAUUUGCUGGAUACAGUUUAGCCAAAGGUGCAUGUCUAAAUCUCGCUAACCAGCUGGCUGUUGCAUAUAACACUGCUUUCAAGACACUCGUGGCUCACCUCAAUCAGAAACUAGAUGGGGUGUCCAUCAUUCAACUCAAUACAUACAAUUAUUUUAUGGACAUAAUGCAAAAUGCUAAAGCCUACGGAUUUAAGUAUACAACGAUAGCAUGCUGUGGAUCAGGAAUGUUCAAUGUACAAGUGAGCUGUGGAAAGACGAAGCCACAGACCAUGUUUUGCAACAAUACAAGCGAAUAUGUUUUCUGGGAUGGAAUCCACCCCACUGAAAAAGUUAAUGCCAUGUUUUCACACCAGAUUUGGAGUGGGAAUUCUUCUGUCAUGUACCCAUCUAAUCUUUCUACCCUGAUCUUGGGUAAGAACAGCUCUGGCCAUUAACCAUGAGAAAAUUCUGUUGACUGAUGUGUGUUCCCCGUUUUGUAUUUUGGGUAGAAAGAGAUCAUUUCAUUAAGGAUACCCAAAUCCCGUUUCCCCGAUUUGUACCCUCCCAUGGGCAUCCGAAUUCUCCACAGUGGCUUCUAUAUUAAAUGUCUCUUGCGCCUGUUUCUUUUCACUUUUAAAGCAAAUAGACACUUUUGUAUUGUUUAAGUGGUUGAGUGGCAUUAUGAACAAUUGUCUGGUUCAAUAUCUUAUGCCAUUUAACAUAAUAUUUUGAAGGACUGGACAGGAUCUUUGUAAGGUCCAAGGUUAUA
Messenger RNA from Cryptomeria japonica (Japanese cedar), 1551 nucleotides. RefSeq names its product GDSL esterase/lipase 7. Gene Ontology annotation, biological process: lipid metabolic process. The record is from RefSeq and is a predicted model, not a curated record. Gene Ontology annotation, molecular function: lipase activity. The coding region runs from base 116 to 1237 and encodes 373 amino acids. Lineage: Eukaryota; Viridiplantae; Streptophyta; Pinopsida; Cupressales; Cupressaceae. The transcript has 5 exons.